Molecule: messenger RNA, 1959 nt
Organism: Benincasa hispida (wax gourd)
Lineage: Eukaryota; Viridiplantae; Streptophyta; Magnoliopsida; Cucurbitales; Cucurbitaceae
Product: ethylene-responsive transcription factor RAP2-7-like
Biological process (GO): regulation of DNA-templated transcription
Molecular function (GO): DNA-binding transcription factor activity; DNA binding
Source: RefSeq, a predicted model, not a curated record
AUGGGUUUAAAACUAUUCCUAAAAUUGCUUUACCCUUCACAGUUUCAAGAUUUCCUCUUUCUUUUUCUAGACCUGUCUUCCCUCAGCUACUUCCUUUUCUGCUCUCUCUCCUCUGUUUCUCUCUCAUCAAAUUUUAGCCAUAGCCAUAGCCAUAGAAGCUUCAUCAUAGACCAACCCCCUCAAAAAAAAUAUAUAUAUAUAUUGCCUUUUUAAUCUCUUUUCUCCAGAAUUUCUUCACUGGGUUUCAUUUUCUGUGUUCAAAUUCUGAUUCUAAUGGCGAGAGAAAUUCAGGGUUUGUUUUCUUCUCAAUAACAAAGAGUAGAAAAAAAUAAAAUUUGAAACUUUUUUUUCCUCUCUGUUUUGCUGUGUUUUCUGAAGAACGAUCUAAAAGAGGAGGAAGAAGAAGUGAUGAUGUUGGAUCUCAACGAUUCGAUUACGAACCGUGACGAAACGACGACGAAUCGGAUCGUAAUGGAAGAAUCAGAGACUUCAAAUUCCUCCGUCGUUAAUGCCGCCGACGAGGUUUCCAACAGCAGAGAUGAAGAUUCCUCUGUUUUAAUCUUCGAUAUUCUCAAGAGAGAAAGUUCCGGCGGCGGCAGCGGCGGCGGCGCGUCGCUGGAAUUGGUGACUCAGACGCUUUUCCCGGUGGUCGGAGGAUGGGGGGAUUCUGGGUCUCCAGUGCCCAGAACCCAUUGGUUGAACUUGUCGUCGACGGCGGAUUCCGGCGGCGGCGGUGGACCGCCGGAGUUGAGAAUUGUGCAGCAGAAACAGCAGCAGGUGAGGAAAAGCCGCCGUGGGCCUCGCUCCCGGAGCUCGCAGUACCGGGGAGUUACCUUUUACCGGCGAACUGGAAGAUGGGAAUCUCAUAUUUGGGAUUGUGGGAAACAAGUUUAUUUGGGUGGGUUUGACACAGCCCAUACUGCAGCAAGGGCUUAUGAUCGAGCAGCAAUAAAGUUUAGGGGAGCCGAUGCAGACAUAAAUUUCAAUAUAAGUGAUUACGAUGAAGAUAUGAAACAAAUGAAGAAUCUUAGCAAAGAAGAGUUUGUACAUGUUCUUCGUCGCCAGAGCACUGGAUUUUCUCGUGGAGGAUCCAAGUUAAGAGGAUUGUCUCUUCAAAAAUAUGGAAGAUGGGAAAAUCAAAUGACUCAAGUCAUUGGGAAGAAUGGAAUUGAGCAAAGAUCUUCCAAAGGGGAGACAAUGGUGGAUGCAAGCAAUGGAGGCAAUAAUGGGCAUAAUCUUGAUCUCAGCAUUGGAGGAAUUUUCAACUACCAUUUUAGUAAUUCUCCUCAAAAGCUCAACAUUGAGAGACCAAAGAAUGAAAACAAUGGUUAUGCAUGUGGUGUGGCUGGACAACAACCUCAUAUUCCUCCUUCUAUGUGGUCUAGUUUUUACUCUGGUUUUUUAGCAGAUAAUGAGGAAAGAGGGAGAGAAAAGAGAAACAACAACCCGACAAAGAUCCCUACAAAUUGGGGAUGGCAAAUGCCAACGUCAACACCGAUGUCAAUGCCAAUGACAAUUCAAGGAAACACGAGUGAAAAAAACAUCUAUAAUAAUAAUAUGAUUAGUAAUGGAAUAAUAGUGAGAGAAGAAGCUCGUGCUUCCAAGAUUGUUGCAGCAUCAUCAGGAUUCUCUUCCUCUUCUAAUUUUGGUUCAAUUUAUGCUCAAAACAACACUGCCCUCCACAGUACUCACUGCCCCAAUAUUUCUUAACAAGUAUUAUUAUUAUUAUAAUUAUUAUUUUGUGUGUUUUUUUUUUGGAGCUAAUGAGAGAAGAAAUUAAUUAUUAUUUAUUAAGUCCAACCCCAAAUUAAUGUUUAUUUUCCAUUUUUUUCUAGGGGAAAAUUUGGAGUUUAUUCCUGUGUACAUUAUAUAAUUAAAAAGCAUGAUUUGAGGUUGGUUGCUUUUUGUGUAUCCAAUUUGUAUUCUCAUUCCAUUAUUGGAAGUUUUUCUUUUCUUUUC